AUGAAUACUUUAAUGAGAGAGCAUUUUGACUUAGUAGAACGCGCAGAUACAAGAAAACCAAAUGUUCUCAAAGUCCAAGAACGAGCAAAAAAAAUUUUGGCUUCAAAAGGCGGAGAUCCUCAAGAAUUGGAUAAAUUAGCUAUUUCGCUAGAAACACUCGAUGGGCAAUGGAAACGUUUAGAAAGUUCUAUUGCAGAAAGAGAUCGCCGAUUUACAGCAGCAUUGAAGAAGGCUGUUGAUUUGUCUGAAAUGAUGCAUGAACUAGGUACUACUCUUCAAGACAUUGAAGGCCGAGCUCGCCGUUUAGGAUUACCUUGGGAAGAACAAGAUGUUUUAACAGAACAAAAUCAGUUAGAAAAACUCCAAAAAGAAUUUAUGUUAGAACAUCCAACAUUAGAAAAGCAAUUAGAAUUAGCUAGAGAACUUCAAUCUCGUAGCCAUCCACGUGCAGAAAAACCUUUAAAAGAAUUAAUAACAACAGCAAAUACUCGUUGGGAAUCUUUGGAUGCGCUUUUAAAUGAUAAAUCAGAAAAGUUAAGACUGAGAUUGGAGGAAAUUCGUAAACAUGAAAGACAACAGAAUGAUUUAUUUAAUUAUUUAGAAGAAAAGCAAGGGCAAUUAGAUUAUUAUAGAGGAGAAUGUCAUGAUGAGGGUCAGCAAGCACGAUUACAAACAUUAAUUGACGAACAACAAAUGUUUAAAUCAGAUUUACAACAACGUCAACCAGAAUUCGAUGAAGUAAUGAAAAUAGCAGCUAAAAGACGUUUACAUAGUGGAAGACAUUCUGAUAAUUUUGGAAUUCUUAGUGGAAAUAAGGGAGGAAUAAAUAAUGAAAAUGAAGAAGGGAAAGAUGAUACUGACCAACUUCUAUCACCUCUUCUUUCUCCUUCCAAAUUUUCCCCUAAAAGAGGAGCAUCUGCUGCCAAACAAAUUAAACUUCAAGAAAAAAUACAACAACAAGAACAACAACAACAAUCAUCACCAUUACGUCAACAAAAUAAAACAAAAAGUGAAAUAUUGGGAGAUUCUUGGAGGAAAUUAUGGGCAGAUUUACGUUUAUAUGAAGAACAUUUAAAGCAGAGAAAGGCACAUUUGGAUGAAAUUGAUAGAUUGAAGAACUUUACUUUUGAGGAAUGGCGUGAACGUUAUCUUGCUUGGAAUGAUCAUGGAAAAGCUAGAGUUUCUGAUUUAUUUCGUCGAAUAGAUAAAUUAGGUACUGGACGUGUACCUCGACAACAAUUUAUUGAUGGAAUAAUUUCUUCAAAAUUUCCAACAACUUUAUUAGAAAUGAAUAAAGUUGCCAAUGAAUUUGAUGGUGGUGAUGGAUUAAUUUCUUCAAAAGAAUUUAUGAAUGCUUUGAGAUAUGAUCCAAAUAAAAGAAUACCUCCAAAAAGUGAAACAGAAAGAAUACAUGAAGAAAUUGCUAGAGAAACGGCUAGAUGUACUUGUGUUAGACGUUUUCCUAUUUUACAUUUAAGUACUGAUAAAGAUAAGGUCCAAUAUGGUUUUGGGUUUGGAGGUUCUAUGAAAAGAAUGGUGAGAAUUCUACGUAGCACGGUAAUGGUUCGUGUUGGUGGUGGUUGGGAAGCUUUGGAUGGGUUUUUGUCAAAACAUGAUCCAUGCCGAGCUAAAGGCCGUAUAAACGUCGACUUACUUCCAUUAACUUCUGAUUAUCAUUUGAGGCCUAUAGGUGCUAUUGAUGCUAUAGGGGAAUUCCAUAGAAAAGAAUCAACAUCUUCUAAUUCUGGUAUUGCUCCUAUUGCCCAGCCUUCAUCUUCAAAUGUUAUUGAAAGAGUGCUUGGAUAUAGUCCUGGACAGCCUGGGCCUAUUAUGAAGGUAUACCCUCGUACUAUUUACUGGUAUCUACAAUCUAAAUUUAAGUUAAGAGAAAAAACUGAGCGUUCAUUGCCAAUGUUCAAAAGAGCAGCAGAUAACGGGUCUACUAUUUCAAUUCCACAACUAAAACAAUCACAAUCCGAUCAUUCCUCAAUUAUUGAUGAUAUUUAUGGCUCUUCCCGCAUUCCCCGGCCUGCAAGUUCUCGACAAGGAGGUUCUGACAUUGCUUCUACCCCUUCCAGGCCAGCUAGUAGAUCUUCUGAUAUUGGAUCUGAUAUAAUUACAAAUCAACCUAAAGGUGUUCGAUUUACGGGAAUUAAUACACAGUAA
This is a messenger RNA of Meloidogyne enterolobii, 2166 nucleotides long. The record is from the annotation of a GenBank genome assembly. Lineage: Eukaryota; Metazoa; Nematoda; Chromadorea; Rhabditida; Meloidogynidae.